Hemicordylus capensis (graceful crag lizard) is the source of this 3254-nucleotide messenger RNA. RefSeq names its product transmembrane protein 43 (gene TMEM43). Lineage: Eukaryota; Metazoa; Chordata; Lepidosauria; Squamata; Cordylidae. Gene Ontology annotation, biological process: nuclear membrane organization. Bases 155 to 1357 code for a protein of 400 amino acids. The record is from RefSeq and is a predicted model, not a curated record. Gene Ontology annotation, cellular component: nuclear inner membrane. The transcript has 12 exons.
AUGGGUGUGGUUUUUUUGCUUGACAAUAGCGGUGGUGGAUCCUCCUGCAGGAGAGUGCUAGGCUCAAGUUCGGCGUCCAUUCCUUCUAGGGACUUGUGUUUCACUUUGCAGUCGAGGACUCUCUCAGCAGAGUUUGGAGACUCGGAAGCUCAACAUGUCUCGAAAUUUCUCUGACAUGGGCAACAAGAAAGAACAUGUUAAAAUCACAAGUGAGCACAAGCCUGGAUUCCUAGAGCGUCUCAGUGAGACUUCUGGUGGGAUGCUCAUUGGGCUUGCCUCUUUUGCACUGUCUUUCUACCUCCUUUUUACCAAUGAGGGGCGAGCUUUGAAGACAGCCUCCUCUCUAGAUGAAGGGCUUUCUCUGGUGGUCCCUCUUGACAAUAUCCAGAGUGUGUUACCAGGGAAUGAAAGGCAACUUGUGCACCUGUUUGGUCCCCUUAAAACAUCAAAGCCUUUGUAUGAUCCUGGCUAUGGACUUUCUAUCCGGGCUGUCAAGCUCAAGCGUCAUGUGGAAAUGUAUCAGUGGGUAGAAUACGAAGAUUCCAAAGAAUAUGAAGAGGAUGGUGAAGUUAAGAAAGAAACAAGAUAUUCCUAUAACACUGAAUGGAAAUCAGAAAUUGUAAAUAGUAGAAACUUUGAUCGCGAAAUUGGUCAUAAAAAUCCAAGUGCCAUGGCUGUGGAAUCUUUCACGGCAGUUGCUUCUGACGUCCAAGUUGGCGGUUACUUGCUUUCCAAAGGCUUGGUUGAGAAGAUUGAUAACUUCAAACAGAUGAGCUUGUCAAAACUGGAGGAUCCCCAUGCUGACGUGAUCCGUGCGGGGGAUUAUUUCUUUCACAGCGAGAAUCCUCGACGUCCAGAAGUUGGGGACCUUCGUGUUUCCUUCUUUUAUGCAGGUUUGAGUGGAGAGUCAACUCACUUGGGGCCAGCAGAUACGGUGACAAUAAUUGCUCGUCAACAAGGGGAUCAUUUGGUUUCAUACCAAACCAAAUCUGGAGAUGUCUUGCAGAUUCUCCAUCUGGGUGAGCUCUCUGCUGAGGAGGUGUUCCAGAAAGAGCAUGAGAGUAACAGCAUGAAGACCUGGGGCCUACGUGGAGCUGGCUGGCUGGCUAUGUUUGUAGGCAUCAGCCUUAUGACCAGAAUCGUUUAUACGCUGGUGGAUUGGUUUCCUAUAGUCCGAGACCUGGUUGAUAUUGGCCUGAAAGCAUUUGCUUUUUGUUUAGCCACUUCGCUGUCUCUGCUGACCAUUUCAGCGGGGUGGCUCUUCUACCGGCCACUCUGGGCAGUAUUUAUUGGGUUGCUGGCUGCAGUUCCCAUUGUGAUUGCAAGGUCCCGGGUUCCACCCAAGAAGCAGCAGUGACAACAUGAAGAAUGUGCUGCUGUGCCUGCAUCUGAAUCUCCUUGGAUCCACAAUAUAUAUCCAGAGCAUCCAUCAUGUAUGAAGCAACUAUCAUGUUGGUUUAAAAACCCCUUUGACAGACCAGAGACACCAAAGAGUUCUUUAAUGCACCUUGAUGCAAAUUACUUGUAAAGUUUUUUUUAUUAUGUUUUUGAGUGGGAAGAUAUUCACCUUCCCCAACUUUUCUUUAUACUAAGUUGAUGAAACAUGAUAGAGAUAAGUGAUAUAAUUUUUGCAUGUCUGAUGCUAAGCGCAAUUAAGUGAAGCUACCCUUGAUUCAAAGUAUCUGCCAGUCUUCAUGAGAGAAAAGGGGAUAAUGUGUAGCUUUGAUGGGGACCAGAUGAGGUCAAACAGUGUAGAGACAGUAUUCCCCGCCCCCUUCACUUAUCUGAUAAAUGUAUCUUUUUAAAGACAGGCAAUUUGUUUCCAUUUGCAUCUUUUGGGUCAGCAUGUGUGUCAACUUGUGAGGUUUCAUUUUAUGUUAAGUUGUACAAUAAAGCUUAUGUUUUUACAUGCACACACACACACACCCCAGGCACCAUCCCUUCCUAUAGCAAAAUUAUGUGGGUUGGUAGGGCUGGAAUGUCCAAACCACCGUAGGCCAUUUUGGUAACCAAGGCUUCUGCCCUCAUUAUCCACACCCUCAAAUAAAGAAAAUGGCCCUUGCUGUUCAGUGUACUGUAGGAGCCACAUACCUCUAAAGAAGUGCUUCUGUUCUUCUUUAAACUGUAGGAUUCUUGUUGAACAAGGCCUUCCUCUAGUUAAAUGAAAAAGUAUUGUUCAAAGCAUUAAUUGUAAACAAAGCAUGGUUGGCAUAGAUUGGAGAUGUCUAAAGAUGACAUUGCUCACCAAAGAGCACAGAGCAAAACUGUAAGGAGUCACAUUCACCAUUACUGCCCACCAUUCUCUCUACACAGCUUGCUCCCUUUUCCUCUCAUGCAACAGACAUUCAAGAAAUACCUCAGAUUAUGAUGCUGUGCUGUCCUAGCCCAGCCCUGAAGGCAAUGACUGCACACUUUCCAUUUUGAUGUGGGGAGGUGUGGCAAACACUGAAGGCACAAAUUGGUGAGGCUCGUUUGACUCUUCCCUAGUUCACUUUUUGUUUAAAAUAUAUUUACAAUAUUUAUACAAUACAUACAAAAUCAAGCACCAUGCCUGUGGUGACAGGCAGAAGUGUCUCAAUGGUUUCCCUUCACCAGCAAAGGUAUGGUGAGCUCUGCACAUGCAUAGUGUCCCCCACUUGCCCCAAACUAUGAAAAAGCACUGCUGCAAGUUCUGUGACUGUCACGCAUAGUGCCAUUCAUCAAAAAAUAGAGCACAUGAAAUUUGCUAAUAAGAGGAGAAUGUAGUGUAUUUACCUGAAUCCAAGACUGGUUUUUCCCCAAGUUUUUAAUAUUAGAAAUUGGGAGGUCAUAUUAAAUUCAGAAUCCUAUUCCUUUCAAGUAAAUGAAGGUACUUCUUAAGGGGUUCAUCUUUUAAAUACAGUAUGACAUGUGCAAACACUCUGCCUUCCUCUUUCCAUGCUACAGUUCCCAAGAGGCACUGAAAAUGCACAGCAGAAGUACACAAUGCAAAGUGGUGCCAAAUUUGGCUUUGCCUUGUUUUGAAUUUUAACAAAACCCCAGUCUUGCUGGUCUUUUCUGGCCUCACUCAAAAAACUAGUAGGUCAAUUGGAGUGAGCCUGGACCAGCUAGGCAUUGGUACAGAUGAAAUAUUAUACCUAUUUUCAAGUUUCAGGGGAAGAAAAAAAAAAUCUGAAUCAUAUUUGUAUACUGUACACUAGAAACUUUUGUAAUGGUUUUUUAGUGGUGGAAGUGCCAAACUUUUCUAUAUUAUGAAUAAAGCUUUAUGAAUUGUG